This is a messenger RNA of Paramisgurnus dabryanus, 3541 nucleotides long. RefSeq names its product mediator complex subunit 24 (gene med24). Gene Ontology annotation, cellular component: mediator complex. Gene Ontology annotation, biological process: positive regulation of transcription initiation by RNA polymerase II. The record is from RefSeq and is a predicted model, not a curated record. Lineage: Eukaryota; Metazoa; Chordata; Actinopteri; Cypriniformes; Cobitidae. Gene Ontology annotation, molecular function: transcription coregulator activity.
CUCGACCAAUCAGACGGCGGGAUCUUACGUCCCAAUAUGGCGACUACAUUGAGUUGCGAAUUGUAAAUGAACAAAACCCUGAUGCAUUGACUACAUAAACAAAAAUAUUUUGUGGUUUAUAAAGAGACAGGAUGAAGGUGGUUAAUCUGAAGCAGGCGAUCCUGCAGGCCUGGAAAGAGAGAUGGAGUGAUUAUCAAUGGGCAAUUAAUAUCAAGAAGAACUGUCCUAAAGGAGCCACAUGGGAUUAUCUCAAUCUAGCAGAAGCUCUUCUGGAGCAGGCCAUGAUUGGUCCAUCACCCAACCCUCUGAUCCUGUCUUACCUGAAAUAUGCCAUCAGUUCACAGAUGGUGUCUUAUUCCAGUGUGUUGACUGCCAUCAGCAAGUUUGAUGAUUUUUCACGCGACCUUUGUAUCAAAGCAUUGCUCGAGAUUAUGGACAUGUUCUCCCAUCGGCUCAGCUGUCACGGCAAGGCGGAGGAGUGUAUUGGCCUGUGUCGAGCCAUGCUGUGUACUGUGGUUUGGCUGCUGCAGGGCUGCGCCUGGUACUGCGAGAGACUGCGGGAACCCGGCCCACAACCUGCAGUAGAGAACAGUCUCAGAGCCUGCCAGGAGCGCAUGACCAAUCUACUGAACAGCUCCAAGAACAGAGCCCUGGUGCACAUCGCCCGCCUAGAAGAACAAGCGUCCUGGAUCAAUGUAGAGCAGGCUUUGCUGAAGCUGUCAGAGAAUCUUGGUGCUGUAACCAAUCAGACACUAAAGGAAAAGCUUGAGGAGUGCGUUUCAUUGGUCAAAAGCAUUCCUCAGAUGCUGUCUCUUCAGUGCGAUCCACCAGUGCACACCUCAUUUCCUUCUGUCCAUGCUUUCAUCAUGCUGGAGGGAACCAUGAACCUUACCGGGGAGACACAGCCAUUGGUAGAGCAGCUAAUGAUGAUCAAGAGAAUGCAGCGUAUCCCAUGUCCGCUGUUUGUGCUGGAGAUCUGGAAGGCCUGUUUCACCGGAAUCAUCGAGUCUCCGGAGGGAAAUGAGGAACUCAAAUGGACGGCCUUCACCUUUCUAAAGAUUCCUCAGGUCUUGCUAAGGCUGAAGAAAUACCCACAGGGAGAGAAGACACAGGAUUUCAUGGAGGACGUGAACGUAGCGUUUGAGUAUCUUCUGAAACUCACUCCACUUCUGGAUAAAGCCGACCAGAGAUGCAACUGUGACUGCUUGGGUCUGCUACUGCAGGAAUGUAGUAAACUGGGCUUGCUGUCUGAAGCAAACACUGCCAAUCUCACUGCAAAACGGGGUGAGGAUAGGGAACAUGCGCCCAGACUGAAGACAGCAGAGAAUGCCAAUAUUCAGCCCAACCCAGGCCUCAUACUGAGAGCUGAACCAACAGUCACCAACAUCCUAAAGACGGUGGAUGCAGACCACUCUAAGUCUCCCGAGGGGCUGCUGGGAGUUUUGGGUCACAUGCUCUCAGGAAAGAGUCUUGAUUUGCUAUUGGCAGCUGCUGCAGCGACAGGAAAACUCAAAUCUUUUGCUCGCAAAUUCAUCAAGCUAAAUGAGUUUCCCAAACACAUCAGUGGAGAAGGAUCAAAGUCUGCGUCAGUGAGAGCACUGCUGUUUGACAUUUCCUUUCUCAUGUUGUGUCAUGUGGUACAGACGUAUGGCUCAGAGGUGAUUCUCUCAGACCCCAGCCCAUCCGGUGAAACACCGUUCUUUGAAACAUGGUUGCAAAUGUGCAUGCCAGAGGAAGGGAAGACCCUAAAUCCAGACCACCCCUGCUUCAGACCAGAGUCUGGGAAGGUGGAGAGUCUGGUGGCACUCCUUAAUUCCUCAUCUGAGAUGAAGCUUGUUCAGAUGAAAUGGCAUGAAAUCUGUCUCAGUACACCAGCCGCCAUACUAGAGGUGUUGAAUGCCUGGGAGAAUGGAGUGUUAUCGGUGGAGGCCGUUCAGAGGAUCACUGAUAACAUCAAAGGGAAAGUGUGCAGUAUGGCCAUCUGUUCAGUGGCUUGGCUGGUGGCUCAUGUUCGGAUGCUGGGAUUGGAUGAGAGAGAGAAACCUCAGACUAUGAUUCGCCAGCUGAUGACUCCUAUGUCUGGAGAAAACAACUUACAGUUCUACCAUGAGCGCGUUGUUAUCAUGAGCUCUAUUCUAGAGCACAUGUGCGCAGAUGUAUUUCAGCAGACGGGACUGUCCCUGCGGCCAGCGAUCGAGGGUCAGGAGCCCAUUCCCUACCGGAACCUUCUGCCAGCCCGCCAGCCCAUUCGUCAGGCCCUCCAGAGUCAAUUUAGAGAGGUUCUGGAGAAGGGUUGGGUGGACUCACGGGCAUUUCACCUUUUUGAGAAUCUGCUAUAUAUGGGAGGAGUUUUCUGGUUUACCAAUAACCUGGUGAAGGAGCUGCUGAAGGAGACCCGUAAGGAGUGGGCAUCUCGUGUGGUGGAGCUACUGUACAGUAUCUUCUGCCUGGAUACCCAGCAGAUCACCCUGACCCUGCUAGGUCAUAUCCUGCCCCGCCUCCUCACUGAUCCCGCCCACUGGCACAGCCUAGCAGACCCGCCCGGAAGAGCUCUGGCCAAGUUGUCAGUGUGGUGUGCUCUCAGUUCUUUCUCAUCUCAUCAUAAGGGUCAAGCUUCAGCGAGACAGCGGAAGAGACAACGCGAGGACAUAGAGGACUACACCAGCCUGUUUCCAUUGGAUGAUACACAGCCAUCUAAACUGAUGCGUCUACUGAGCUCCAAUGAGGAUGAGCCGGUUGCGUUAUCCAGUCCAGGUGACCGUUCAAUGAGCAGUUCACUGUCUGCCUCUCAGCUUCAUACGGUUAACAUGAGAGAUCCUCUUAACAGAGUGCUAGCAAACCUGUUUCUGUUGGUUUCUUCAUUGCUGGGCUCUAAGACAGCAGGCCCACACACACAGUUUGUUCAGAGCUUCAUUGAGGAGUGUGUAGAGUGCUCAGAGCAGGGCAGCCGGGGCAGCAUACUGCAGUUUAUGCCCUUUACCAUGAUUUCUGAACUUGUGAAGCUUAAAACGCUGGCAAAACCCAGAACUGUGCUGUCCAUCACAGAUCUGAGUCUUCCACUGGGGCGCAGAGUGGCAGCUAAAGCCAUCUCUUCUCUUUAGAGGACCUCACUUUAACAUCUGCAACUCAAUCUGUUGAAACUGUCAACCCGUGGACCACAUGUAAAUGUACGCUUUAAUAUAUGGCAUCACAUAGAGAAAGUUCUGGUAACCUCAGUUUCAUGGGAAGUGAAACAGUUUUUGUUGCUUUGACGUCUGUGAAGUGUAAAACAGCUCAGUGUUAGUAAUGAUUUGACAUAUGAUGUGGGAACAGCCGUCAACUAACAAGCACCUGCUGACUGCUCUGUAUUUCCAUCAUUCAAACGUUAAUAACAGAAAGUAACGUGUUUUGUUUGUGUUAUUAUACGUAGUGUUUGUGAAUUGUAUUGUCUUGCCAAAACAUUUUUAAGUUAAAAUUAGUCAAAAUUAUUUGGAUUUGCUGCAAAAUAUGAAAACCCCAGACUGUAUAUUUUUACUACAAUUGCAAUAAAACAGUAAAAGCA